AUGAGUGAAGCAAAUUCACCAGCAUUAGCACAAAUUCACUAUUGGAUCCGUGAAGAUUAUUUUGGCACUGCUCUACGAAAAAUGGACGAAUUUGGUGAUAGAGAAGUUGGUAGAGAGGGAGAAUGCCAUUGGAAAACUUUAAGAGCAUUUUGUAUUGUUAGGCUUGGUCGCUCUUCAGAGGCUAUGCGUUUGUUAAAUACAAUGCUAAGGGAUGAAAGCAUGGCAGAAUAUAAACUGUCGACAUUACACGCCCUUAGAAUUGCUCAUUGUAGUGAAAAGAAAAUUGAUCGAGAAGCAUUACGAGAAUUGGACAGACAAAUCCAAACUUUAUGGUCACAACAAAUACCCGAACGAGGUGCAUUUACUGCUACAACACUUUUACUUUUAGAUAGGCAAUUUGAAAGAGCACGUCCCCUUUUGGAUAAAUUAUCUUCUCAAUCAAAUUCUUCAGUUAAAUUAAAAUUUAAAAUUAAUUCAGUAAUUUUAUAGUUUCUCUCUCUUCGCGGUUGGUUAGAAUUAUUAUCAGGAAAAGUCUCUCAAUCAACUUUGGAAAGUUUUGAUAGAGCUAUUGCCUUAGAUAAAAAUGUUGAAGCAUUCCUAGGCAAAGCUCAUCUUUUUAAG
Messenger RNA from Meloidogyne enterolobii, 621 nucleotides. NCBI's taxonomy places the organism in Eukaryota, Metazoa, Nematoda, Chromadorea, Rhabditida, Meloidogynidae. The record is from the annotation of a GenBank genome assembly.